Penicillium antarcticum is the source of this 2685-nucleotide messenger RNA. RefSeq lists its product as uncharacterized. NCBI's taxonomy places the organism in Eukaryota, Fungi, Ascomycota, Eurotiomycetes, Eurotiales, Aspergillaceae. The transcript is spliced from 2 exons. The record is from RefSeq and is a predicted model, not a curated record. Bases 1 to 2685 code for a protein of 894 amino acids.
AUGCGUCUCCGGUCGAACCACGUUCUUCCUGACCCCAACCAAGUUGCUCCUCUCCCUCGCCGUCGUCGACAGACGCGAGCUUCUUCGGCACAGCCAACUGAGCCUGCCACUGAGUCUGCCACUACCACUGCCAGAGCUCCCGUCAAGAAGGUCACCAAGAAGACCCGCGGCAAGAAGAAUACCCGCAAGGCCAAAACCGAAAGCCCUGAACCCGAGAUUCCCACCACUUCCACUUCGCCGGCCCCCUCCCCGGUAAUCUCCCAGACUCACAGCCCUCUGGCCGCCACCCCGGCCGUCCAGUCCAUCGAUGACAGUGAGUUGGAAACCCCCAUUAGUCCCCAGAACACCCAGGAUACCCCCAAAUCACCCCAACAUGGCCCCAACGAGGUUCCUAUCCCACCUGAAGACUUCCCUCCGGUGCCUGAGACGCUACUCGGCGCAUCUCUCUUCUCCAUUGAAGAGCUCGAUGAGCCGGACUCCCCCUUCCAGCAGCGUUCCCGAGAGCGCGCUCGGGAGCUACAGCGGGAACGAAUUGCGGAACGAGACCGGAUCCAGCAACGAAUCCUUGCGCGAAUCGCCGAGAAUCAGCGUGCUGUUGAGCAGGACCGUAUCCAGCAGCAAUUCCUUGGGCUUAUUCAAGAACCGCAACGCCGUGCAGAGUCACAGCGCAUUGCCAAUGAGCAGCGUGUUCGCGAAUCCCAAAUUCCUCCCUUCUCCCUUGUCAACCCCCAAUACCCAUCCCUCUCCCCUCCUGAAGAUGAGGAUGAAUUCUUUGAUGCCGAUGAGAUCAUUGACCAGAAAUCCGCGUCGGCCAGGAGGUGGCUAUUGCACAAAAAGUACUCUCAUUUGCGACGUCCUGAGCCUCUCUCACCCUUCAGCGAGGACCGCAAGUACCGCAUCAUGAACAACAUGGACCUUCCCGAUCCCCCAGAAAUUUGGACCAAAAUCAAGGAAACGCAGGGGCUAACUUAUUACGAAGACCAUUGGGGCAUCAAGCGAGUGUACCAGCCAGACCAGCCCGAAUCUUCGCCCGCCAAACGACAGAAGUCAUCAACCGCUUCCCCGGCUUUCCUCUCAUCUCCCCGCACCCGUAGAGCUUCCCGCAAAACUUACGCAGAUCGCACCCGCCGCCGACAAAUCGAGGCCAAUGGCCGAAUCGACCGGACUAUCUUUCGCCUUCCUGAACUGCUUGCUCAACAACAGGCAGAUGCUGCAGCGAACACAGCUCGCUUGUCCUCCAAUUCAGAUGACUCCAUUCCUCCCAUGACCCCACCGUCCGCCGCACCUGCACCCGCUCCCGCUACAGUGCAUGCCAACAAUGCCAACGCCAGCCUGCCGAGAACAAUUUUCAAUUCACUUACUCGUCGUUGGACCAGCCUGUGGGGAAGGACCCCCGCCGAAGAAGAGGCUGCAGAGCAGCCCAUUGGUACGACUUUUACCCAUGAAAUCCUUUUCUAUAGCUCACAUCAUGUCUCAGUGGAAGAACCUCAAACCCCCCGUGCUCAAAACAUUGCCUCCGACCCACCCGCAUCUGCCCCCUCGGCAUACUAUGCCGCGCGGUCAAGACAUGAGACUUCCAAUACAGUGACACGUCGACAGACCGGCAAUCCUCGCGUCCGUCGUCGCACAAAUGCUCGUCCUUACUACCCAUCCCGCAACUACGACCUCUACCCUCGCGGUUUUGACGAAGCCCUUCUUGACCGUUGCUUCGCCGGCAGCACCGCCCUAGGCCAGCGCAAAGUCCCCGCUCCGUCCCAACAGACACAAGCACAUGAAAAGGCAAAAGCAGCAGAAAGUGAAUCUUCAAACAAGCGCAAACGUCAGCCCUCCCCCGAUGUGAUUCCAAACCCUCCAGGUUGCAGUUACGGCUUGCAUGAUGACUACUUCACUUACGACGAUGACGACGAGGCAUGGGCCGCUGAGGAACAGGCACGCCGAGAUGCCGAGAAGACCUCCACAGUUUCCUUGGAGCCUGCCACAAAGAAAGCCCGGGUGAACUUCAAUCAUGCGGGGCACUUUGAGGUGCCCGACUCAUCUGAUUCAGAGUCUUCUAUCCUUGCUCAACCACCCGUGACCAACAAGGUCAGCGAAUCGGUCAACAAAUCGGGCCAUUUUGAAGUCCCCGAGUCAUCGGAAUCAGACGAUUCCAGCACAAACCACAGCACAGACAACAGCACAGAAAACAGCACAGACAACAGCACAGACAACAGCACAAAUAUUAGCCCAACGAAAUCGUCCAGCCGCAAGACCCAGGAUGCGCGAUCAAAGAGAAGCCCCUCCCCUCUGACCAAGGCUCGUCGCACCGCCGAGCAACACAAACCCAAAACCCCCAGUCGUCUCCGUGCAGCUCACCGUUAUUCAAUGGAUCCUGUUGUGAUGGAGAACUUGAACAAGAUGAUGACCAGUGAUAAUCCCGCUGAGCGGGAAAGAGCUGCAACCGUCCUGCAGGCUUGCCCAACCGGGGACCUCCGCCAAAUCAAAUGGCCCAAGACUAAGACAUGGGUCGCCAAGAUUGAUCUCUCUUGGAAGGACGUGAACGCACGCGACCGGACCUUUAACAGAUUUAUGCAAGUCGGGGGGCUUGACUAUGAUAAGCAGCGCAGAGACCAGGCGCACGAGCGGUUCAAGAAGUCGGUUGCAAUUCUAGCCAAAGCUCGCCGUAAUGGCCAAUGUGCAAUUGUUUAA